Molecule: messenger RNA, 1287 nt
Organism: Chaetomium globosum CBS 148.51
Lineage: Eukaryota; Fungi; Ascomycota; Sordariomycetes; Sordariales; Chaetomiaceae
Exons: 3
Coding region: 1-1287 (428 amino acids)
Molecular function (GO): oxidoreductase activity, acting on paired donors, with incorporation or reduction of molecular oxygen; iron ion binding; monooxygenase activity
Source: RefSeq, a predicted model, not a curated record
AUGGCAGUGCCUCUGCUGCAUCUUUCAACUCACCUCGGUAUUCCACCGACGGUCCUAGCGCUGGCUCUGGUGGUGCUGCUUCUGAUAUUGUACCUGCUGCGAUGGGCGCUCUGCCCCACGCUCGACCCUCGCGAACCGCCGAUGCUGUGGCCCAAGAUCCCGCUCAUCGGCCACAGCCUGUCCAUCGUCUCCGAGGGCGGGGAAUACUACGGCCGCCUCUACAAAGCCACCCCCCACCCCGCCCUCACCCUCCCGACCCUAACCCAAAAGCUCUACCUCCUCAACUCGACCACCCUCAUCGCCGCCGCCCUGCGCAGCCCGACGCUGUCCUUCGACCCCUUCAUCGUGCUGUUCUCGCGCAACGCGCUCGCCGCCUGCGCGACCCGGCCUACCUGCGCGCCGUUUAAUCCGUCCAUGUCGGGCGAGUGGUUGCGGGGAGUGGUGGCGGUGGCGUUGGGGGAGAUUGCGGGGCGGUUGAAUGAAUUGGGGGUGGGGGGUGGUGGUGCUGGUGGUGGUGAUGGUGGUGUAGGCUGUGGUGGUGAUGGGGGGGUGUGUGAGGUUGGGCAUGUGGGGGAGUGGUUGAGGGAGGGGAUCUCGAAGGCCGUGGUGAGGGCGUUGUAUGGGAGUAAGAAUCCGAUCACGUUGGGGAGGCUUUAUGAUAUCUGGUGCGUUUUCCUCCGGGUGUCGGUUGCCGGCCGGGGCCGCAUACAGGCAGCGUUGUACGAGUAUUAUCGGGAGGGGCAUGACCAAGGCCCGGAUGUGUCCGCUUUUAUCAGGAACCGUGCGGCGGCCAAGCGGCAGAUGGGGGUUUGCCCUGCUGAUCUGGCCUCGGGCGAGACCGACAUCCCCUGGACGGCUCUCACCAACACCAUCCCCUCGCUAGCCUGGGUUUUUGUUAGUGUGGUUGCGCGCCCUGACUUUACGGAGCGGGUGCGCCAGGAGACGGCGGAGGCGACUACCGUGGAUGGAGACAAGGCCAGCGUGAAUAUGGAGGAGCUCGGGAAGAAGCCUUUCAUCAACGCCGUGGUUCAUGAAGUGCAACGGAUGUACAACAAGCUCUGCGGCUAUCGGGAAGUGCUGGAGGACACAAUGUUGCGGGGUGCGGACGGGCGAGAGUACCUCCUAAAGAAGGGAUCCAGCGCGCAAUGGUUUCAUGGGGUGCCGUAUCUGAGCGAGGACAUCUGGGGGCCAGAGGCGACAGUGUUCAAUCCUGAGAGAUUCAUUCACACGCCGGCCGAGGAAGAGAAAAGACUGCGCGGGGCAUAUAUCCCCUUCAGCGGGGGGUAA